UCUGCUGCCAGGCGAGAAGCAUGGCGUCCUUCCGCCUCACCAUCGAAGACGGCCAGUUCCGCGAUGCCCACGGCCGCCAGGUCGUUCUUCGCGGCAUCAACGUCGCCGGAGACACGAAGCUGCCCAGCGAACCCAACCAGCCCUCGCACGUCGGUGACGACUUCUUCGACGGCGACAAUGUGACGUUUCACCAGCGGCCGUUCACCAAGGAAGACGCCCCGAUUCACUUUGCGAGGAUCAAGCGGUUCGGUUUCAACACGAUUCGAUAUCUGUUUACAUGGGAGGCUCUGGAAGCAGCUGGGCCGGGCAUCUACGAUGAGGAAUACAUCCAGCACACCAUCGAGGUCCUGAGGAUUGCCAAGUCGUAUGGCUUCUAUGUCUUCAUGGAUCCUCACCAGGACGUCUGGUCCAGGUUCACCGGCGGUUCUGGAGCUCCGAUGUGGACGAUCUAUGCCUGUGGGCUGAAUCCCCAGAGCUUUGCUGCCACCGAGGCGGCCAUCGUGCACAACACAUACCCCGAUCCCGACAACUUCCCCAAGAUGAUCUGGUCGACCAACUACUACCGACUCGCUGCGGGCACCAUCUUCACUUUCUUCUUUGCCGGCAGGGAUUUUGCCCCGAAAUGCAUCAUCGACGGCGUCAAUAUCCAGGAUUACCUGCAGGACCACUUCAUCAACGCCUGUGCCCAUCUAGCGAAGCGCAUCCACGAGGCGGGGGAUCUCGAAAACGAAGUCGUCAUUGGCUGGGAGAGCAUGAACGAGCCAAACAGAGGCAUGACUGGCUAUGCUGACCUGACCGUCAUCCCCAAGGAACACCCUCUCAAGAAGGGCACGUGCCCCACCAUGUGGCAGACGUUCCUCACAGGCAUGGGCCGAGCUUGCGAGAUUGAUACCUGGGAAAUGGGUGGUCUCGGCCCCUACAAGACAGGGACGAAGCUUGUGGACCCCCACGGCGAGAUUGCUUGGCUGCCUGAAGACUACGACGACUCGAGGUAUGGGUGGAAGCGCGAUGCUGGGUGGAAGCUGGGCGAAUGUGUCUGGGCCCAACACGGCGUGUGGGACAUCGCAACAGAUACCCUCUUGAAGAAGGAUUACUUUGCAAAGAACCCCAACACUGGCAAGAAGAUUGACUAUCCAGAGUUCACAAACACCUACUUUAUGGACUUUUGGAGGAAGACGAUCAAGGCUUGCCGCAGCCACCAUAAGGAUUGCAUCAUGCUUAUGCAGUAUCCGACCCUGGAGCUCCCGCCCCAGAUUAAGGGCACAGAAGACGAUGACCCAAAGCUGGCCUUUACGCCUCACUUCUACGACGGCAUUACCCUCAUGACGAAGCAUUGGAACAGCACUUGGAACGUCGACGUCGUCGGCGUGCUGCGCGGCAAGUACUGGCACCCUGCUUUUGCCAUUCGAGUCGGCGAGACGGCUAUUCGAAACUGCUUGCGGGAUCAGCUGGCAACCCUCCGACAAGAAGGCCUUGAUAGGAUGGGCAAUCAUCCUUGCCUGAUGACAGAGUUUGGCAUCCCAUAUGACAUGGAUGACAAGAAAGCAUACAAGACGGGAGACUAUUCGAGCCAGUCUGCAGCACUGGAUGCCAACUAUUUUGCGGCGGAGGGAUCAGGCAUGGAAGGGUACUGUCUAUGGGUGUACUCCACAACCAACGAUCACGAGAGGGGGGACCAGUGGAACGGGGAGGAUUUAUCCAUCAUCUCGGUGGAUGAUAAGCUCCCCGAGACGUCAGCCAUCAUGAGUGAGCCUGCGUUGGACCAAUCAACGACGAGUCUCGUGAAGAACGGCACCACUGUCGCUACUGCGGAAGCUCUGGAUGAUGCAGGCGUCAACCCUGGAAAUCUACAGCGCACACUCACGAACCCAUCCAUCAGCUCUGCCCCCUCUGACAAGGACCCCGAGCUGGCGAAUACCCCGGGCUACCGUGCCGCAGAGGCCUUUAUUCGCCCAACACCAACAGUUGUGGCGGGGAAACUUGUCUCUUCGGGCUUUGAUCUACGUAAAUGCACGUUUAACAUCAAGGUUUCAGCCCCCCAAGCAGCAGCUGACGAUACACCGACGGUCAUAUUCCUUCCAGAGUACCACUUUCCGAAGUCAGAGUGUGAGGUUACCGUUUCGGAUGGCAGAUGGGAGAUUAGCCUCGAUAACAGCGAGGGAACACUCGGCACAUCUGACGAAGCAGGCUACUUGGAGCAGUGCCAGGCAGGAUACGGCCUGAACAUGGGAAGCUGCUGUGUCAUGUGA
Messenger RNA from Trichoderma reesei QM6a, 2249 nucleotides. RefSeq names its product glycoside hydrolase family 5. Gene Ontology annotation, biological process: carbohydrate metabolic process; ergosteryl 3-beta-D-glucoside catabolic process. The coding region runs from base 21 to 2249 and encodes 742 amino acids. Lineage: Eukaryota; Fungi; Ascomycota; Sordariomycetes; Hypocreales; Hypocreaceae. Gene Ontology annotation, molecular function: steryl-beta-glucosidase activity. The transcript has 2 exons. The record is from RefSeq and is a predicted model, not a curated record.